Patiria miniata (bat star) is the source of this 993-nucleotide messenger RNA. RefSeq lists its product as uncharacterized. The record is from RefSeq and is a predicted model, not a curated record. The transcript has 5 exons. Gene Ontology annotation, molecular function: protein binding. Bases 73 to 993 code for a protein of 306 amino acids. NCBI's taxonomy places the organism in Eukaryota, Metazoa, Echinodermata, Asteroidea, Valvatida, Asterinidae. Gene Ontology annotation, biological process: signal transduction.
UUACCAUUGAGUUUACUUUCUGUGAGUGCAUCUUCAACUCUUUCUUCCAACGUCAAACCGGUAAAUACCAAGAUGUCGCAAAAGACCAUUCAGGAUUUGAAUGCCUACAUUAAGGCAACAGCCGUCGUGUACGACCACUCCAACACCAAACUCGUCAGCAGGAAGACUAAAGUCAGCAGGCGUAGGAAGGAAGCGUUUCUUUCUGUGCUUCCAUACAGGAAACCGUCGUCUGAUCACCACUCCCAUGAGAGAAGGACUUCAUCAUCCCGCAAACCAAGAAGCAAACCUGCGAAAGAAAGUAAUACCAAACAUGUAAAACAGAAACUGCAGGUCUUUGUCCGGACUCCCUCCUCACAUCAGUCCAAGACACUGUAUUUCGAACUCCAUCCUGAGACAUUCGUCGCAUCUCUCAAAGAAACUAUCCAGAAGAGGAUCGGUGUGGAGGCACGACAUCAGCGUCUAUACAUCAGAGAAAUCUUCCAGCUCUGUGACUUGCUCACACUUGAGGAAAAUGGUGUCGACAAGAAGGAAAUCAUCUCUCUCCGGCUGUCAAUGGAAGACACCAAAGAUAAAGCUAACAUUGAUGAUCAGUAUCUCAAGGACUUGUCAUCAAAAACUGAAUCGUCGUGGAAGGAAUUGGCUAAACACCUAGGAUUUGAAGAAGGGGAAAUUGCAGACAUCCAAACCACCAACGAAGGCAGCACUGAAGGGAGCCGUCACAUGCUACUCACUUGGUGGGAAAAGACGACAAAUCGCGACGAAGCAGCUCAGAAGCUGAGACGAGCAUUGGAGGCCAUUGGGUUGACUGAUUUGGCCCAAAAUGUACCGGUAACAAGCGAAUCGAGGGACGAAGCAGCUGGACCCGAGCUGGAAAGACGUCAAGAUGCAGGAGUUGACGAGGAGAGCAAACAAAACGGGGCGGCAUCAACUGAGGAAGAGAAACUGAAAAAGGAACGAGUUGGUGAUGAAGACAAACCUGGACUUAUCAGGUAA